GGCAAAAAAAAAAAAAAAAAAAAAAAGAAGAAAAAAAUGUCCUGUCUGGAUGAGGUACCGUUCAAAAAUGCUCUUGCUGUUCUUGAGGAGGCAAAAGAAGUGGAGCUUCUUACGGCCCCAGAAAUCACCCUACCUGACUACCUGAAGAUCCUGCAGGAAACUGAGUAUGUGUUCAGCCUUGAGAACUGGGUUCUCACGGGUCUCCAGGGUGGCUAUCCGACCCUUCUCCAUCCCUGCUCCUCCUGUGAGCUGACGGCCACCUGUCCUCCCUACUGGAUGAUGUUUAGCAGCCCUCAGGAAAGCAGGUUAGCCAGCCGCUGGAGCAGUGACUUCUGGGAACCCAACCCUCGUCCCCGCAGCCGCAGCUUGAAUGCGGCUCACUACCAUGCCAUGAAUGACCGGGUGAAAUUCACCAUUUCAGACUCAGAAGAUGACGAAUUUACAGAAGAAGAUGGGGGCACCUUUGCUGAGAGUUACCAACAGGCCAAACGGGAUGGUUUGGGUCUACCAAGGCAAGGACAAGGGUUAAAAGACUUGAGCACUUGCAGAUCAAAUUUACUCAACCUGCCUUCACCUUGCAGACUCUCUGCACAGUGUAGGGGGAACAUCCGGCAGUCUUCUCUCUGCAAGGCCACUUCACCCAAAAUGAACUUCCAGAGGAGCCAGAGUUCUGCUGGCCAUACUCGGGAGUCCUCUGCAACCUUAACCAAUAACUUGCAGUCUGAAUGCAUUACUACACUUAGACACAACAAACCCACCCCAAAGGCCCAGGGUUCAUGCUCCCCCCUAGCCCUGGCCUCAUCACGGCCACUUAAUUCCCACGCCGCCACUCUGGACUCUUCGGUCGAGCUGCUUUCUGCUCUUAGCCCGGAAGAGAGGGAGCUGCUGGCGGCCGUGACCGAGCGGGGCUACCCUCUCCGUACUGCCAUCAUCGCCCUGCAGAAGACGGGCCAGCAGAGUCCAGAGCAGAUCUUGAGAUAUCUGGUGGCAUGUGAUAGGCUAUGUGAACUUGGCUAUGAUGAAGCUCAGGUUGAGGAAGCGCUGGAAAUGUUUCAGAACUGUGAGUCCAAGGCUGAGGAGUUUCUUCACCUACUUGCUCAGUUUAAUGAAAUGGGCUUCCAGCAGAACACCAUUAAAGAGGUCCUUUUGGUGCAUGAGAACCACAGAGAGCGAGCGCUGGAAGAGCUCAUGACCCGCGUGGCCUGACCAAAUCAGCAUUAUGAUGACAUGGACAAGCUGCUAUCAUGGUUUAUGCUAUUCACAGCAUAAAUAUAGUAGUUGUAUAUUUAUCAGAGGCUAAAAUAGGUAGAUUUGUUCUAGACUUCUAGAAUUGUGUUGAGUGAGAUUCUUGGCCUUGGGGAGAUUUGACCAUGUACACAAGAGAAUGACUCUGUUCCUGUAAAACACAAAUGUACACAUGUUUUUGUUGUCUUUUCUAUAACAACAAAAAGUUGCUUUUGCUUAUGUUGAUAGAAAUGGAAAUCAUGAGAUGUUAAUUAUUUUUGGGAAAUCCAUACAACUAUUACACUCUUUUUUAUUUUUAUUUUAUUAGAAAUGUUUAGUACAUAAAUACAUGCAAUAUUGAACAAUUACUGUAGGUGAUUAAAACAGUUUUAUAUACUAUGAAAUAAUGAGUUAAAAAAAUGUAUAUGGACAAAUAGCCUUUUGAUAUCUUGUUAGUGUUUUCAGUUUUCUGUGUGGUGCCUCCACUUACAACAUGUGGAAAAUCCAAAGUGAGCAUAUAUAAUUUUCAUGUUUUGGUCUGUAUUUAUAUCUUCUUAUAUAAUGUAUAUAAAUAUAACAUUUGUAAUAUGUGUCAGGAAACACUGAUGUAAUAAAAUUGUUUACA
Molecule: messenger RNA, 1849 nt
Organism: Myxocyprinus asiaticus (Chinese sucker)
Lineage: Eukaryota; Metazoa; Chordata; Actinopteri; Cypriniformes; Catostomidae
Product: ubiquitin-associated protein 1-like
Exons: 5
Coding region: 37-1206 (389 amino acids)
Biological process (GO): ubiquitin-dependent protein catabolic process via the multivesicular body sorting pathway
Cellular component (GO): ESCRT I complex
Molecular function (GO): ubiquitin binding
Source: RefSeq, a predicted model, not a curated record